Molecule: messenger RNA, 2027 nt
Organism: Antechinus flavipes (yellow-footed antechinus)
Lineage: Eukaryota; Metazoa; Chordata; Mammalia; Dasyuromorphia; Dasyuridae
Gene: RNF225
Product: ring finger protein 225
Exons: 2
Coding region: 339-1478 (379 amino acids)
Biological process (GO): protein ubiquitination
Molecular function (GO): ubiquitin protein ligase activity
Source: RefSeq, a predicted model, not a curated record
GGGGUUCUGAAUGCGGAGGUCACAGGCAUUUGGGGGGCUGGGCCCAGACACGCCCCCUCGCGCUGCUCCCGAGCCUGGGGGGCGGGGGCGGUGGUAUCUCCAAGACAGGCCGGCAUUCCUGGCCGCCUCCGCCAUCCGGGCGGGCUGAGGGGUGGGGCGGCGCCCACAGGUGCAAUGGCUGGGGGGGGCCGUCCCGGGGGAGGUCCCGCCCGCUCCCCACUAGUCGGGAGGUGGCUCAACCGGUCCGGCCGGGAGCACGGGGGCGGGCCGGCCCGGUCUGGCCUGCGAAGCCAAGCCGGGGUUAUGAGUGGACCCCACCCCGCCCCGCCCCCUUGAAGAUGAUCCCUGAGAGACCGGAAUGCCAGGCUGGGCAUGGGGCCGGGCCGGGGCGGCCCGGGCAGGAGGGGAGUCGGGCGGCCAGCUCGGCGCGGGCCAGAGUGCCCGCCGCUUCCCCCGGGGACAGGUUUCCGAUGCCGUGCCCUCUGUCCUGCCUCCGCUGGCCCCGGGGCCCAACCCGUUCCUGGUCCAUCCCCAACUCUCCAGCCCCCAGUUCCAACACACGCUCCCCCCGGGGGGAGGGAGAGGAAGAGGAUGAGGACGGGGGCCCUGGGCCGGGCCUCACGGAGGCGGAGUCCCCCAUCCUGCCUCCGCCCUCCCCCUUGGACUGCCUCAUCUGCGUCUCCCCCUUCGACGGAGUUUUCAAGCUGCCCAAGCGCCUGGCCUGCGGCCACGUCUUCUGCCUCGAGUGCCUGGCGCGGCUGUCGCUGGCCACCGUGGGCAGCGGGGAGGCCGUGGCGUGCCCCAUGUGCCGGGCGCCCACCCGCCUGCCCCCCCGCCGCGGGCCCCCCGCCUUGCCCACGGAGCCCAGGCUCCUGCCCCGCGACGCCCAGAGCCCCGGGCUGGGCCCGGACUCGGUCCGCUUCGACCGCCGCCGCGGCCUCCUUUACCUGCGGCCGCCCUCCUCGGGCUCGGGCCCGAGCUCGGCCAAGGCCCGCGAGGGCCCGCCACUGCCCCCGCCUCUGCGGCUGGGCCGGCCGCAGACCCGGCCCCUGGGCUGGGACCGCUCCACGUGGGCCUUCCACGCGGCGGUCACGCUGGCCGUGCUGGUGACGGCGGGGCUGGUGGUCUCCGGGGUGUACAUCUUCUUCCUCAUCCCCCACGCCACCUCCCACGCCGUCAUCCUCCCGCACCUGCCGCCGCCGACGCCCACUAACUCCUCCUGGUUUCUGGCCCCGGUGACGGCCCCGCCCCCGGAGCGGACCCAGCCGGGAGAAGAUGAGGGCCCCGAGGGAGACCAGGGCCCGGAGGGAGACCAGGGCCUGGAGGGAGACCAGGGCCUCGGGGAAGACCAGGGCCCGGAGGGAGACCAGGGCCCCGAGGACUUGUCUGGACCUCCGCCUGGAGGGUCUCAAGCAGGCGCUGCACCUGCCCGGUCCCGCGACAGAGAGACUGCUGAUGGUGACCCCCUGGGGGGCUGAGAGCCGAUCCGGCUCCCUAGCCUGUCCCUAGGCUCAUAGAUGGGGAAACUGAGGCAGCCCGAGGAGAUGAGCAGGGUUGGCUGGCACGGUCACCGUGGGCCCCACGUCUGGGCUUCCACCCCUGGAACGAUCUGGUACAGUUUCCCCAUUUUCUAGAGAAGUAAACUGAGGCCCAGAAAAGGCCUCAAGUCCUGCAAGUAGUGAGCAGGGGACAUACAGUGGCCCUGAGUCAGGGGAGCCCCAAAGUAGGGGCUGGGGGCGGGGUCGCUGAGCUGGCUCCCCCGGCCAUCCUCUGGGCUGAGGACGCAUAUCCGCGGGGGCCCCGAGCUCACCGCCCGAGGGCUCGGGGCUCUCCAGGGCGGAGGUGGGGAGCCCCCUCCCCUCCUUGGGGCACGCGGCGAGCGCCCUGAGGACACGAGAGGGGGGCACGUCAGGGACGCCCCCGACCCCCCAAGCCCCGGGUUCCCUUCGCACAAGCCAAGGAGCUCUCAAAGCUCGGGGGGGGUGGGAUAGGCGUUUGUAAUAAAGGCUUGUUGAUUGACUGACGGA